Ictalurus furcatus (blue catfish) is the source of this 6307-nucleotide messenger RNA. RefSeq names its product NADH-ubiquinone oxidoreductase chain 5-like. The transcript has 3 exons. NCBI's taxonomy places the organism in Eukaryota, Metazoa, Chordata, Actinopteri, Siluriformes, Ictaluridae. The record is from RefSeq and is a predicted model, not a curated record. The coding region runs from base 4566 to 5480 and encodes 304 amino acids.
ACUGUGGUAUAUAGUAUAAUAGAUACUGUACAUACAAUAUAUAGACUCAUAGUUUGUUAGUUCGUGGGCAUCUGUGAGCUCAUGUAUGCAGAAGAGGGUAGACAGCUCUGCCCUCCGAGUGUGUUCAGCUGCACUGUGACUUGCUAGCCUUUGCCCUCCAGUUGGUAUCUGUUAUGAUAAGAUGGAUCUAGCUAGUGGAUUGAAAUGAGGAGAGAAUGAGGGUAAAAAUAAAUUCAGAGGCUUAUGUGGAAACCCUUGAAGAUUUUGAUGUAGAACCCUACAACAGAGAGUUUCCCUUACAGAGAACUCUUUUAAAAGCAAACCCCUAACUAUCCAAAGAAGAAAAAAGAGGUGGUCUUUAGUGGCGGUCCAUUGUACUUCUUCCACCUUAUACACCUUAUUUAGAUGUGCUUUUAUUUGCCUGUCUGUUGACCACUGAGAACAGAACAUGGACGCUUGACCUAUCAUAAAUAUCCUCCAUAAUUCGGCUUUAUAUUUGCCUUGAAGGCACUGGGAGAUCUCUUCUAGUGGUCCAGUUCCAUUAGGGGGAGCUCUGGUGCUGCUCGAAUGCAUCUUUUUAACAUUGUACGUGUGUAUAUGUAAAGCUACACACACAUAUCUAGAAGCAUACACACACACAGUGGUAGCUUGUUUUGUUAGAUAAAAGUGGGCUGACGGGAGGGCACGGGGUCAGAACAUAUGGCCUGCCCUCUCUAUGGUGAUGCUCCACUCCUCUCUUUUUCUUUCCCUUCCUUUCUGCUCCUCCACAAGCAGGUACAGUUCUUUGUUUCUACUACAAAAGAAGCAAUUAAAUUGAGUUAUAUUUAAUAAAGUGAGCAGAUGUUUGAGAGCCACCUUUUCGCUUACCCGCGAGCAAGACAGCAGAAGGUCAGCUGUAUAACAGACCACUGAGGGUCUCAUUUCUCUCUCUGUCGAUUUCUCUAUCAAUAAUCCACCAUGACUGUUUUGUUUAAACAUCAUUGUGUGUAAUGAAAUAAAGUCAGACAAGAACUAUAACAUGCAGUACAGCUAUGAAUAGAAUUAACCAAGUGCCUCUGUUUGUGUCAUGCAUUCAACAAGAAAAGUCCCAGUGUCUAGUUCCAGAUGGGUGUGCAGGGGAGAUUUACGCUAGUCCCCGGCAUUACGGAGCCCAUCACAUUGGAUUGCAUCUAGAGAAAGCACAAUAACACUUUUUCUUUUCCGAUAACUACUGUAUACCUAUACUGAAGUCUCGAGUAUCAGACGAUAUAAUAUCAUUUUAAUAUAGAAUGUUUUUCUUUAUGGGUACAUGGUGGCUUAGUGGUUAGCAUGUCUCCCUCACACCUCCGGGGUUGGCGGUUCGAAUCCUGCCUCCACUCUGUGUGUGCAGAGUUUACACGUUCUCCCUGUGUGUUAGGGGUUUCCUCCCUUAGUCCAAAGACAUGCAUUGUAGGCUGAUUGGCAUUUCCAAAUUUAUGUAGCAUGUGUGUGAUUGUCCCAUGCAAUGGGUUGGCAUCAGGUCCAGGGUGUCCUGAUGGCAUGUUUUUUUGGAUGAGAAUGUGGUGGUAACAAUCACUAGCUCAUUUGUGUUUUGUUUUGUUUUGUAUUUCCAGAUGUGAGCCAAGCAACAGUAGGAAAACAACAAGUGACAACUUCGGUGUGAAUGCUACUUUAGUGAAUUGACUUUUCGGCUGGGUGAAUUCUAUUCACGUUUGGUUUCUCUGAGAAAACAGAAAAGCAUCGUUUCUCAGUGCCUCCUGUAUCGCUGUAGCAAGGGUUGAAAAAUCAACUGUUGAUGCUGCCAGCGUUCUCUUAGCAAGUAACAAUAUCUCAAUUCAUCCAAUAUUAUCCUAGUAAAUUACUAUAAAACAAAUGAAUGUUCGUUUAACCUUUUUUUAAAUUUUAAAACUUACUUACUCCCAACACAAAAUUGCAUUAUUCUGUUAGGAGAUAACAUUCUAGAACGUAUUCAAUUGAAAGUAUUCAAUUCUAGAAUUAUUUCAAUCGGUCAAAUGUUUACUACGGCUGCAUCUCAAUUCGCCUACUUAUACUAUGCACUAAAAGUACGUACUCUUUUUGGGAGUGUGUAGGAAAAGAGUAUGCAAGUACUGGGACGUACUAACACGUCAUGUAAUGGUAGAGAACGUUGUUGCCUAGUUACGCACACCGUCACCGUAAACAAACUCUCCGUUGCAUUUCAUCUUUUCUCCGUUUAUUAUUCUUUAUACGGUUUAUACUAUAUAAUUUCGUUGACCAUUCCCUCGAUUGAUUAUUCCUCAUUUCAUUUACACCUUUCUAAAAUGCGUCCUUGAAUUCGGAAAGCAAACCGUCACAAAACUCCUGCAGAUCCGUCACGGGUCCACACUUCGGAACUUGAAAGAGUAGACCAUCCGGGUACAUUUGGGAAACUCAUUUCAACAUACUACCAUUUGGGACACACUAAUUCUAAUCUCGGAUACUAUGUAGGAUGGAUAAUAGGCAAUUCGGGACGCGGAAUAAUAUUAACAUAGGAGUUAACAUAAGUACCAUAUUAAAACCAUGGUAAUGGAUGGUGAAGCAAUAUAUACAGAAUAAUUACAGAGUGACAUCAUUCUUUUUAAUCUAUAAAUAGUUAUAUUUAAUGUUGUGGAAUGUCUGCAAAGCAAGAUAGUUCACUUAUCACUUAUGUGACAGCAGGUAACAUUAUUUGUUCAGAAAUGAACACAAGUUCUGGAUACAAGUAUGGAUAGUUCUGGAUUUGGAUUAGUGAGUAUACUUUUUAACCACUGCUCUGUUGAAUUCUCCAUUCUGAUUGGUUGGAAGGUGUUGAAUCAUUUUCGUUCAAGCUGAAAGACGUAUCGCAGCGCCAAUGACAUCUGCACAUCAGCAAACUUCACACCCGCCAGGCGAAUUCUCUACUGCCACUCUUCUUUCUUCCCAUCAUCCAUCCAUCCACCCCUCCUCCUUCUCCUCCUCCUCAUUCUCCUCUUCCGUCUUCUUUUACUACUCAAUGUCAUCUAUUUUCCAAUAUACUUUGGUUCAGGAUGAUGACGUUCUCUCUGAUUCCCUCUUAUGGUUUUGGAGCCAAUGUAGAACCAUUGGGAAGAGAGAAGAAAAAAAAAGGAGCAGUGUGUUGAUGUUCAAUAAGCGACUGUAUAUUCGCUCCAACACACUCGUUUCCAUCUGUCAGCCGAGCCGGCAGCUGUCAAUCCUCUUCUUUUGGGAGUCUGUUCAAGGACAAUGACACUCUGAUGGGUUGCCCUGCCAGGCACGAGCAAGAGCAAGACACUUGCCAGAGAAAGACAUGAGGAGAAACUGUGUGUGUGUGUGUUGGUGUGCAUGUACGUGUACUUGUGUAUGUGUUUGUGUGUAAUCUAUAUCCAUUUUGAAAUAAUAAAAAAAAAAAGCAGAAAACGGAAUAUGAAAAACGACUUGUUUGUGAAUUGUCUGUAUUUUUUCAAUAUUACUGGACAGUUACAGCCUGGUCACAGCCCUAAUUCGUACACACAGAACUUUACCAAAAGACCAUUCCCAGACUUCGUAUAGCUUGUACUGAACACGCUAUUUUUUUCAUACAUGUUUCAAAUGCAGGGUUUAUUGGUGCUCGUAUAUACUGCAUGGGGAAAAUACUAAUUUCACAAUUUCAACACUGCAAAUUUGCCCUCACUGCAAAAAUACCAUUGCAGCAACAACAACAACAACAACCUCCUAUCAUGUAUAAAUCUUUUUUUUUCUUCUUCUGAAUUUCUGAUUGGCUGUUUGGAGAAGACAAGGGUUCUGGGUAUGGUACUGAUUGUAAUAUCAACAUCAGCUAUUGCUAAUGUGUUGCUAGGUUGUUGUUCUGGUAUUCCAGAUGGUUGCUAUGAUGUUGCUAUGGUAUCUCAGGUGCUUGCUAAGGUGUUGCUGGGCAGUUGCUAUGGAAUUCCAGUUGGUAGCGACGAUGUUGCUAGGGAAUCCCAGGUGGUUGCUAGGAUGUUGCUAUGUGGUGGCUAUGGUAUCCCAGGUGGUUGUGAGGGUAAUGCUAGGCAGUUGGUAAGGAAUCCCAGUUGGUAGCUAGGAUGUUGCUUGGUGGUUGCUGUUGUAUCCCAGGUGGUUGCUAGGAUCUUGAUGUGGUGGCUGUUGUAUCCCAGGUGGUUGUGAGGGUGUUGCUAGGGAAUCCCAAGUGGUUGCUAGGAUGUUGCUAGGCGGUUGCUGUGGUAUCCUAGGUGGUUGCUAUGGUGUAGGUGGGUGGGGCAGUCCACUUUUAAUUAUCUUCAAUGUAUCAUAAUUAACAAAUGUAUAGGAAUUACAAAGGCAGAUCUUCCAAUAAUAAAUGCUAAAAUGUGAUAAAAUUUGAAUAAUGUAAUUGUUAAUGACAUGUUCAAGAUCAUUAUUAUUGAUUGCUACACUUUUUCUUGUGAAAAUAAAUGUGAGGGCUGUCUAUCAUUUGUCAUGAGGAAAUGGCUGAUGUAGGUGUCAGAACUAUGAAGUGUCAGGAAAUUCGAUAAUGGGAAUUAUAUUGAAUGAAAACUGUAAUUGUCCCUGUGGGUCUCUAAGCAACCAUUUUGGCAUGAAUAGAAUCGCUUGUGUUUACAUUUCACCAUCGUCCUCCCACACUAACACUGUAGAUGAAUGAUAAAACUGGAUUUCCACUCAGAUUUGUGGAUCAAUUUGUGGAUUGCCUUACAGUAUGUGUUUGUGGACAAACACAUACUGUAAGGCAACUGCUAGUUGGUUCGUUUGUUUGGUUUGUUCUUCAUUUAUUUCUGGCUGUUUUUUUUUUGUUUAUGUGGUUUAGUUUGUUUGCGUUUGGUGUGAUUUGUUUGUUUAUGUGGUUUAGUUUGUGUGCGUUUGGUGUGAUUUGUUUGUUUAUGUGGUUUAAUUUGUUUGGGUUUGGUGUGAUUUGUUUGUUUAUGUGGUUUAGUUUGUUUGGGUUUGGUGUGAAUUGUUUGUUUAUGUGUUUUAGUUUGUUUGGGUUUGGUGUGAUUUGUUUGUUUAUGUGGUUUAGUUUGUGUGCGUUUGGUGUGAUUUGUUUGUUUAUGUGGUUUAAUUUGUUUGGGUUUGGUGUGAUUUGUUUGUUUAUGUGGUUUAGUUUGUUUGGGUUUGGUGUGAAUUGUUUGUUUAUGUGUUUUAGUUUGUUUGGGUUUGGUGUGAUUUGUUUGUUUAUGUGGUUUAGUUUGUUUGCGUUUGGUGUGAUUUGUUUGUUUAUGUGGUUUAAUUUGUUUGGGUUUGGUGUGAUUUGUUUGUUUAUGUGGUUUAGUUUGUUUGGGUUUGGUGUGAAUUGUUUGUUUAUGUGGUUUAGUUUGUUUGGGUUUGGUGUGAUUUGUUUGUUUAUGUGGUUUAGUUUGUUUGGGUUUGGUGUAAAUUGUUUGUUUAUGUGUUUUAGUUGGUUUAGUGUAUCUGAGUUUGAUAUGGAUAGGUUAGGUUUGUUGAUGUGGUUUGUUUUUGAUUUUGCCUGUUUCAGUUUGUUUUGCCUUAUUUCGGGGUUAGUUUGUUUUGUUUGUUUUGUUUGCACAUGUUUGGUUUCAGUUUUUAGAGUUUAGAUUUUGAUAAAGAAUCUAAUGACUUGGGUGCAGAUGAAGAAUUAAGUGAUAAUACAUGAAGUGUGCUUAUUCGCUUAGUAGACGCCAGGCCAAUGAUGAAACACAACCUUCAGCGAAAGCUCAGUAUGAUAACACAAAUCGUAAGGUAGUGUUUCCACAUUGUUGGCAGCCAUGAAAUCCCAAUUUAACCCCAUAUGACACAGUAUGUCCAGGAUACAGACAGGUUAUCAUACCGAUAGUUUAAGAGUAAUUGUUUAUAACAGGUGUAUUAUCGACUGUAUUAUAGCAGGAGCACUGUAAUGUAUUUUACAGCUUUGGAGCACAAACUGUCCCUCACCUGAAACGUCUUACUCCUGAAAUAAGAAAAUGGAGUACUAUAUAGAGUAAAGACAGUGUGUGCUAUCACAGACAGCCACGCCCACUCUCAUAUUUUGUGUCGGUCUACAGACCUGCACCUGAGCAUGAGACAGUCGGGUAUGAUGGACUGUAACAGAUGAAGGUGUGUGUGUGUGUGUGUGUGUGUGUGUGUUAGAUCAGUGUCUCCUUACUGCUUCUCUUACAUCAGUGCUUUAAAUAAACUCUGCUUGGGUCGUGUCACUCAGGAGAUAAAGUUGCAAAAAUCCUUCCAGGUGAAAAUGAAACUUGUCCUAUAGCUAUUUAAAAUUGCAAAUGUAAUGUAUUAUAUUUUCAUUUUGUUGCACUAAGACACAAUUAUAGUGUCUGUUAUUAUCCCUAGACGUGCCUGGUCCGUAGACAUCGUAACAACAAGAAAAGUUUUUUUUUUCCCCCUCAUUCCUUCUUCUUUGUUUUCAGUGAUAUUAUAAUAU